AUGCAAACUGCGGAGACUUUGAGCUUGAUUUUUGCUGCCACAGGUUUCCUGGAUCAUCUGUGGCAGGUGCGUUCCCUUCAAGCCACAUUUGGAGAGUUUGAAUCCAUGAUGAAAAUUACUCAGCAGAAGCAGGAGGUUACCGAGAAGGCUGUUAAACAAGGGGAGAGUGAAAUAAACCGGAUCAGUGAAGUGCUUCAGAAGCUGCAAAAUGAAAUUUUGAAAGACUUAUCUGAUGGCAUCCACAUGGUGAAGGAUGCAAGAGAACGAGACUUCACAUCUCUGGAAAACACAGUGGAAGAGAGACUAACAGAGCUAACCAGGUCUAUAAAUGAUAACAUUGCUGUAUUCACUGAAGUCCAGCAAAGGAGCCAAGAUGAAAUAAACAAUAUGAAAGCAAAGGUUGAUUCACUAGGAGAAGCAAAUGUGUAUAAACAUGAAAUUAAGGUGCUAAAAGAUGCUUUUGAUGAGAUGCAAGUUUCCAUGAAAACCAAAGAAAAGGACAUAGAGGCGUUGAAGAGUACAAUAGACUCCAUGGAGUCUGAUGUGUAUACUGAAGUGAAAGAGCUAGUCAACCUCAAACAAGAACAUGAGAAAUUCAAAGAGGCUGCAGACACUGAACACCUUUCACUAAAGGCUUUACAAGAGAAGGUUCUGAGAGCUGAGGAUUCUAUUAUGCAGCUCCCUGGUGACAUUAAAAGGCUCGAUGAAGAUUUACUACAAGUGAAAGCCAAUCUUAACAAAUGGGAAGAAAAUGAACUCUUCAGAAAAGCAUUGGAAACUUUUGGGAAGAACACUGAAGGACUAGAGUCUCGAUUGAGGCACAUAGAAGACACCCUGGAGUCUCUAACUUCUGUUGCUGCUCAAAACAGCGAAAAGUUGCAAUCUUUCCUCUCUAAGGAGGAAGAAUACAAGAAUAAGCUCAGUACCCUAGAACAAAGCAUUACCGUUCUUCAGGGAAUCUCAGAUACAGAUGUAACCUCAGUCACGGAUGUUUUGAAAAAUCUUGGUGAAUCACAGACCUCACUGUACAAUGACUUGGAGAACUUGAGGAGAAGCAUCAGUGACCUGCCAUCCUCCGGUGCUCUUCAAGAUAUCCAGAAGCAAAUUAGUACUUUGUUGGAUCAAGGAAAUCUUCAGAUGAGUCAAGCACAUUCUCAAGACUACCUUGAAAAAUUUUCUUCUGUGGAGGGCUCAGUAGAUGAGCUGAGAUCUUCUGUCAGCCAGGUUGAUUCCGAUUUGAAAAUGAUUAGAACUGCAGUGGAUAGUUUAGUCUCCUACUCAGUGAAAAUUGAAAAUAAUGAGAACAACUUGGAGUCUGUGAAGAGCUCAAUAGAUGACCUGAGGAAUGAUCUGGAAAGGUUGUUUGUGAAAGUAGAAAAAAUACAUGAAAAAGUUUAG
Molecule: messenger RNA, 1398 nt
Organism: Chaetura pelagica (chimney swift)
Lineage: Eukaryota; Metazoa; Chordata; Aves; Apodiformes; Apodidae
Gene: CKAP4
Product: cytoskeleton-associated protein 4
Exons: 2
Coding region: 1-1398 (465 amino acids)
Cellular component (GO): rough endoplasmic reticulum
Source: RefSeq, a predicted model, not a curated record